AUGUCGUUCCUCGGUGGCGCAGAAUGCUCUACCGCGGGGAACCCGCUCUCGCAAUUCACGAAGCACGUCCAGGAUGAUAAAUCACUACAGCGCGACCGGCUGGUAGGCCGGGGACCGGGCAUGCAAGAAGGCAUGCGCUCACACAGCAUGAUGGGCGGACAGGACCAGAUGAUGGACGAUUUCAUGCAACAACCAGGCCAGCAGUUAAAUGGACCCCCGCCACAACCAUUCGCAAUGGAGCACAUGCGCCGCGAGCUCGAUAACUUCCAGACGGCGCCUGCCCGCACAGGAUCACCCGGGUGGGCAAAGGAGUUCGACUCGGGGGAGCAAGCACGCAUGGAAGCUGCGUUCCCGGGCCAGAUGAACAACACACCUGGGUUUAAUCCUGCCGAGUUCGCCCGCUUCCAACAGCAGAACCGUAUGGGUAUGCCCGCAGACGUCGAGCCCUGCUGCCGCGACCGCGUCGCCUAUGAUGGCGGGCCUAUGAUGGGUGGACAUAUGGGGAUGCAGCAGGGACCUAUGGAGGGGCAGACACAGGAUAAGGGUAAAGGGCGGAUGGUGGAGCUUGACGAUGAGAACUGGGAGGCGCAGUUUGCUGAGAUGGAGACUGCGACAGUCGGCAACGAGGCUAAGACGGAUGAAGAGGCUAAUGCGGCCAUGGAGGCGGAACUGAAUGAUUUGGACAGGUCAGUGCCCUCCAAUGACGCGUUUGAGUCGGUAUGGCAGCGAGUCCAGACUGAGACCGCGACGAGCAGGAAACUUGCCGAGGAAGAUAACUUUGAAGUCACCGAUAACGUGCAUGUCGGUGAUCUCGGUGACUGGGAUGGCUUUGAUAGUCUCAACUCUCGCUUCCGGGAUCCCCAGCUCGGCGACUAUAUGUUCGAGGAGGAUAAUGUCUACCAGGCUGUGGGCAAUCCGUUCGAGGAGGGAAUGAAGAUCAUGCGCGAGGGUGGUAAUCUGUCGUUGGCAGCGCUGGCUUUCGAGGCUGCAGUUCAAAAAGACCCGCAGCAUGUGCACGCUUGGACGAUGCUGGGCUCUGCGCAGGCGCAGAACGAAAAGGAAUUGCCCGCUAUCCGUGCAUUGGAACAAGCCCUGAAGGUCGACCCCGGAAAUCUAGAUGCAUUGAUGGGAUUGGCUGUGUCGUACACAAACGAGGGUUACGAUUCAACCGCCUACCGCACACUCGAGCGUUGGCUGUCUAACAAGUACCCAACGAUCAUCGACCCGAAGGAAGUAUCCGGUGACGCGGACCUCGGCUUCACAGACCGACAACUCCUCCACGACCGCGUAACAGAACUAUUCAUCCAAGCCGCCCAGCUCUCGCCCUCAGGAGCCCAGAUGGACCCCGAUGUACAAGUCGGGUUGGGCGUUCUUUUCUACUGCGCCGAGGAAUACGAGAAGGCUGUCGACUGUUUCUCCGCAGCCCUAGCCUCCACCGAGUCCGGCAGCACCAACCAACAAGAGCAGCUCCACCUCCUCUGGAACCGACUCGGCGCAACCCUCGCCAACUCCGGCCGCUCCGAAGAAGCCAUCGAAGCCUACGAGCAAGCCCUCAACAUCAACCCCAAUUUUGUGCGUGCCCGCUACAACCUGGGCGUAUCCUGUAUCAACAUCGGCUGCUACCCAGAAGCCGCACAGCACCUGUUGGGCGCGCUAUCUAUGCACCGUGUUGUAGAGCAGGAGGGCCGCGAGCGCGCACGCGAGAUCAUCAAUGACGGUGUGCAUCCAGAUGGCUUGGAUGACGAGCGACUCGAGCGUAUGCUGCACAUCAGCCAGAAUCAGAGCACGAAUCUGUAUGACACACUCCGCCGUGUAUUCAGCCAGAUGGGCCGUCGUGACUUGGCUGACCAGGUUGUGGCCGGUAUGGACGUGAACAUCUUCCGUAAGGAGUUCGAAUUCUAG
Molecule: messenger RNA, 1902 nt
Organism: Penicillium mononematosum
Lineage: Eukaryota; Fungi; Ascomycota; Eurotiomycetes; Eurotiales; Aspergillaceae
Product: tetratricopeptide repeat protein
Exons: 3
Coding region: 1-1902 (633 amino acids)
Biological process (GO): protein import into peroxisome matrix, docking
Cellular component (GO): peroxisomal membrane; cytosol
Molecular function (GO): protein binding
Source: RefSeq, a predicted model, not a curated record